UUAACUAGUUAAAAAGUUAAAGUUAAGUUGUAUGGUACUAAUGCCUUCAGUAUGUCUAAUAGUAAAAUAAAUAUUUAUUUUAUUUUAUUAAUAUUGGGACCCAGUUAUUUGUAACACGUAAUUUCAUAAAAAAAAACACAUGUGGCUGUGCACACACAAUGUUUUUAUGUUAUCAUGUUUUCUACAUUAUUUACGAGGACAUCAUAAGUUUACUUAGCUGUUAAGUUUUAAACACCCAAGUGUUGUAUUUUACCUACCUAUUCAGAAAUGCAGCAUAUUAUAUUCUUUGUAAAGUAACACUGAUGAUCGUUCUUUGUAAUUAUACGAACCAUAACACUAUGAUUUCUUAUAAAGUUUUAAUAGCAUUAACUGUGACAUAUAUCACAUGCUGCAGUAGUAGUACAGAUACAGAUAUUACAGAUAAAGAUAGGUGCUAUGAUUGCUAUGAAAAAUUAUAUGGUGUUGGAUUUUCGCAUCAUUCGGGAUUAAUAAACUACUGCUUUACACAACAAUUUUUAUUUAAAACAGAUGUGAAUGAAGAGCACGAAAAUAAACCGUUGAACCAUGCGAAUGAAGAGCACGAAAGUAAAACAUUGGAUCGUGAGUUUUUACAAUUAUUAUUAUAGGACCUAAAUUACCUUAGUAGUCCGCUACUAGACACACACCUUUUACUUUCGGUUAACUGCUGUAAUUCACGUGAGUGGUUAAUUAUCAUGACACUCUUGACUUUAAAUUUUAUUUUAAUUUAUCACAUUAUUACUAUUAUUUCAAACAGGUGUGAAUGAAGAGCACGAAAGUAAACCAUUGAACCAUGAUUGUCAUGAUGAAUCAACUAUCCAAGCAGGUUUUGAAAAAUUUAUAAAACAUGUGAAAGAUGAGUACCAAAAGGAAAAAUUGCAUGAAGAUGUAAUUGCAUUCUUCAAGUAUAAUGCAUCUAUAACAGCAGCCAACAAAUUACAAACACCAGAAGAAUUUUGUACUGACCUCUGUGAGUAAUAGUAUAAAUACAAAUAUAAAACACAUAAUAUCUUAGAAUGAUAUUAUGAUUUUAUUUAAGGUAUAUAUUGAUGUAAAUAUUUUACAAUUUUUAUAAUUUAUUUAUGUUAGAAAAAAAUGUUACGACAUGGUAAAUGUUUUAGAUCAGUGACGCAACAAGCCCCUC
Messenger RNA from Acyrthosiphon pisum (pea aphid), 1162 nucleotides. RefSeq lists its product as uncharacterized. The record is from RefSeq and is a predicted model, not a curated record. Bases 303 to 626 code for a protein of 107 amino acids. The transcript has 10 exons. NCBI's taxonomy places the organism in Eukaryota, Metazoa, Arthropoda, Insecta, Hemiptera, Aphididae.